GAGAGAGUAAAACAACCUAGAGAAGACACGAUAGGCAUCCAAUCAGAAAUCGCCGGUGGCGAUUAAAGGGAUGGUGCGCAGUCUCUCGGGCUUUAUGAGCGACUCUUUUCACAACCUCCUCCGCACAUCCUCACUUGUUGACCUCCCGCCGGACGCUCUGGCGGAGCUGCGCGUUUUGGACUCGCAGUCGGGUUCGUUUAGCUCGACGGGGAUCUGUCCUCUUCCUCCUCUUUCCCCCACACCAGCUGCUGCUGCUGCUGGAUGCUACUCCCCCCACGCCGCACUUGUUGCGUAAAAACUGGAUGCGCCACUGAGUCCUGAGAGAGGAGAGGCAGGGGCGGACUGCAACAGGUGCACGCGGACAACCCCCCCUUGAAGGCUGCACAGUCGAUAAAUAACUUUAAAUGCCGAUUUGACGAUCCUGCGGCCAUCUUCAACGCUCAUUACGCGCACAGACCCACGAUGCCGGUUCUCACGAGCCCCGACAUUGCGAACAAGUUUAAGGAGAAAUGGCUCGCGGUGUACCCGGAGGAUCCGGUCACCGGGUCCGACUGCGCGCCCCUGGACGACAGCCUCACCAGCCUCCACUGGCUCCAGAACUUCUCCAUCCUCAACGCGGACCCGGAGCGGCCCAACGGAUCCGGACCCGGCUGCACCUCCUCCCAGCACGGCCAGUUUCUGAAGCGGCUCGGCUUUCCCGGAGGGGGAUCCGACUCCCCGUCCAGCCCGCCGGCCGGGGACACCGCCGCCACCGGGAUGCCUCUGUACCUCGGGAGCCCCGUCACCUCCGGCAGCGACUGCACCGCGGCACCGCGUUUUACCGAUUACGCACAUCCAGGGAACACCUACCCGCAGAUCCACAUCCAGGCGUGCCCGCCCGUGGAGGUCGAUUACAAAACCAACCCGAAGGUCAAACCGCCCUAUUCCUACGCCUCGCUCAUCUGCAUGGCCAUGCAGGCCAGCAAACAGCCCAAAGUGACUCUGUCCACCAUCUACAACUGGAUAACGGAGAAUUUCUGCUACUACAAACACGCCGAGCCCAGCUGGCAGAACUCGAUUCGUCACAACCUGUCCCUCAACAAGUGUUUCAAGAAGGUCCCCAGACAGAAAGACGAGCCGGGGAAGGGGGGCUUCUGGCAGAUCGAUCCACAGUAUGCAGACAUGUUCGUCGAUGGCAUUUUCAAACGCAGAAGGAUUUCUGCCAACAACUACAAUGGCACCAGCAGACCAAGCAAACUGGUGCUGGGUUAUCACGGCACACAGAAUGGCUGCCCUUACCAGGGGGUUGGCGGCAAACGGAAGCACCCGCCCGCCAAGAACGACGGCAAGGCGAUGAGGACCACCGAGUCGCCUCUCUUAGCGACGGAGGCCCACAAAGCCGACAUCCUGAGGGGGGACUUUGACCUGGCGUCCGUGUUCGACGACGUCCUCAGCGGCAACUGUAGCACCUUCGAGGAUUUGGACAUCAACACGGCGCUGAGCUCCCUGGGCUGCGAAUUGGAGGUCUCCAUGCAGGGGAGGCAGCAUUCGGCCGGGCCGGGGCGGUGGUGCGGCGGCCCGGAGGUCGCGGGUCACAGCCAGCACCUCAACCCCCUCCAAUCCUACGGUUACAUGGAGCUGAGCGUCGCCUCCGCAGAUGGCAGCGCUAACAUGGGAGAGCUCCACGUGCUGCAGCAGCAUCCGCUGCAGCUGCAGCAGCAGCAGCAGCAGCUGGACCAGGAUCAGCUGCUCCAAAGUCACCACCACCACCUGCAGCAGUUCGACGAGCCCUCCGCCCUGUUCCCGGAGCAGCCCGGGGAGGCGGUGCUGCAGCCCUGGGAGGAGAUCAAAGAGGAGGAGCAGGCGAUUCCUCUGACGCUGGAUCAGGGCUUCGGCCUGUGCGAGGGCUUCUUCUCAGAGAUGCAGCCAUGGGAGCGAGUGGAGGCCUAUCUGUGACCUUUGACCCAAAACCUCAUUGACUCCUAAUUAUCUUCCCCCGAUGAUCUGAACAUGUCUGAUUCCUGGUCCAACAUUACCACCGAAAGGAUAACAAUGGUUAGAACUACAGCCCAGCUACUCGCGCAUUCCCUCCAGCCAUCCAGCGCGUCUGUAACUUAUUUUUUGUAACAUUUACAUCUUUUCAUACAAUACAAACUUGAACUAUCAACAGUUAUCAAAAGAGUCCUUCAAGACAUCAAUCUGGGAUGAAAAAGCUUCCAGACACAGAGUCACCUGUCCAGUGUGUGUGGUGAUUGAUAGCAGCGCGUAACAUGACAACAUCUCCUUAUGACCGUACAGCAGAGGAACCUUUACGAAGUGGACGGGAUUAUCGCACUCUGUAGAACAAAAGGCGGCAAACGUUUCCUUGAGAAGGAAGAACAAGGAGAAGACUGCGUGCAGAAGUAGGACUUUGUGGAACUGUAACGGCUCAAAUGUCAGGCAGCUGAUAAAAAGGUGACGCGUUCAAGCAAGUGCUUCUGAUUCUGACCGAGGCAACGUGAAGAUAACCCAACCAGCCUCCCUCAAAGCCCUCCUCCCGAACCAGCACGUCACUACAGGUCUGAGACGACGUGCUGGAUUCUAUUUUGCUACAUUAGCAUUCUUUUUUUUAUUUUUAUUAACAUUGCAGCAAACUCCGCCACUCAUCACGUUAUGGGAGCAGGAUAUUGAAGACGUUGAAUUCGUAGUCCCGAGAUUAGAAAUCAGUCAUCUAUGACUUUCUUAUGUAAUCGAUUUAAUAUAUAUUUACUAAAGUAUAUAGCAUGAAGCUGGGCAGGAAUAUUUGCCAUUUGUCUACGUGAGAGGAGCAGAGGGGAAAACUCACCGCCUUCUCGACAGUCAUGAAAACAUUAUGCACUUUGAUAGGCAGCGGUUUUAGGAAAGCUAGACAGCAAUUAUUUCAGCGAAUAGGUUUGGUUUGAUUUUUUACCAUAUUAAAAUGCUGUUUUCAAAACCAUGGUUUACUGACCAUUACGAACGUGAUACAUAUGCUGUAAUUUUUCGUAUCAGUUUGUUUUUGAACAUGCUUAACACUUAACACUGCAAUAAGUCAACUGGGCAAGUUUGUCUUUUGCUUAAAUAUAAUGUUUUCUUCUCAAUUAUGUACAAACUGGGCAUUUGUUAAUUAUAUUUCGCCAAAUUUGAUGAGAAGGAAUAUGCAGUUCAUUGGUGUCUCUGUAUUGAUGAAUAGGGUUCUGUUUUCUGUCACUGGGUGAUGGAUCUGUCCUUUUUCAUUUGUAUUUCGAAAUGUGUUUGAGAAUAUAUAUUCACUUGGUUUCUUUGAGGGGACAAACUAUGAGCAGAUAAAGGCCAGAUUUUCUUAUUCUAUCAUAUUGAUCAAGUUUGAUACAAGCUCUUUAAUCUCACCAUGUUAUUUUCAUUUGUACUUUUUUAAACUGUUUAAAAAUGCAAUCAUGCCUUGAUGCAAUAAAUGGUGUCAAUUAAAGAAAGAACAAUAACAAAAACGUAUAUUUUCUUGACAUUGUGACUUGGGAAAUUAAAACACGGUGGAGUGCA
Gasterosteus aculeatus aculeatus (three-spined stickleback) is the source of this 3495-nucleotide messenger RNA. It is a transcript of the gene foxj1b, whose product is annotated as forkhead box J1b. Gene Ontology annotation, biological process: regulation of transcription by RNA polymerase II. Lineage: Eukaryota; Metazoa; Chordata; Actinopteri; Perciformes; Gasterosteidae. Gene Ontology annotation, cellular component: nucleus. The record is from RefSeq and is a predicted model, not a curated record. Gene Ontology annotation, molecular function: DNA-binding transcription factor activity, RNA polymerase II-specific; RNA polymerase II cis-regulatory region sequence-specific DNA binding.